This is a messenger RNA of Haliotis rufescens (red abalone), 2499 nucleotides long. RefSeq names its product chitinase-3-like protein 2. The transcript is spliced from 10 exons. Lineage: Eukaryota; Metazoa; Mollusca; Gastropoda; Lepetellida; Haliotidae. The record is from RefSeq and is a predicted model, not a curated record. Gene Ontology annotation, biological process: carbohydrate metabolic process; chitin catabolic process. Gene Ontology annotation, cellular component: extracellular region. The coding region runs from base 96 to 1616 and encodes 506 amino acids. Gene Ontology annotation, molecular function: chitinase activity; chitin binding.
AGAAUGAAGAGUAUCGCAGUUCCCGGAUACCUUUAACGACGGAGUUUACUGGAGUGGGUUUUGUUGUUUAAGACCAAGUGCUACAAGGUUCCACCAUGAGGACAUACAUAUUGGUGCUCCUGGCCUUGGCGUGUCUCGCGCUGCACGUGACAGGACAGGAUAAGAAGAUGUUCUGCUACUACAGCAGUGACGCCAGGUGGCGCAGCGACUACGGCCGGUUCCAACCGGGCGACAUCGACCCCUUCCUGUGUACACACGUCAUCGUGGCUUUCGCAAAGGUGUUGCCAUGGGGACUAGGACCCAACGUUGAAGGGGAUGAAAAACCUAGUGGCUGGAAUGCAUUAUACGCCAAGACCGCUGCUCUUAAAAAACGAAACCCUAACCUGCGCGUGUUGCUUGCGGUGGGGGGAUGGAAGGAAGGAUCGAAGCCGUUCAAGAAAGUCAUAGAAACCGAGAACACGAUAUCCAAGUGGGCCGAGAACGCUGUCGCUUUCCUCCGCCAGCACAACUUGGACGGGAUGGACAUGGACUGGGAGUUCCCAGGGGUCAGAGGCAGCGUCCCUGCCGACAAAUACAAGUUUACCAUCUUAUUGAAGACGUUUCAGGAAAAACUCCAAGAAGAGGCUAGGCAGACAGGGAAUGAGAAAAUGAUACUGACGUUGGCUACUGCUGCAGGGCUUUUCUUCAUUGACAACGCCUACGAAACGACGAAAAUCCACAAAUAUCUCGAUUAUAUGCUGUUAAUGACGUACAACUAUCAUGGGCUGUGGGAAAAGAACAUCGGGCACCAUAGCAGCAUCACUCCUAGCAAAGCGGACGAUGGGGAGAGAAAGAGUCUGUGUCAGAAUUGGACAGUUCAGUUCUGGAAGCAGCAGGGCGUGCCCAAUGAGAAGCUAAUCCUCGGCCUGGCCACCUACGGGAUGAGCUACACCCUCAUGAACCCGAGCAACACGUGGAUCGGGGCGAACGCCACUGGGGGAGGCAAAGGGGGCAGGAUUACCAAGGAGCCGGGGAUCCUUGCCUACUAUGAGAUCUGUGAAAACAUCAGAUUCAACUCGUGGACGAAGGAAUGGAUCGAGGAGCAGAACUCCCCAUACGCCUUCGGCGGGGACCAGUGGGUGGGAUACGAUGACGUCAACAGCAUUGGGAUCAAGGCAAACUACAUCAACAGCCAGAACCUAGGUGGCGCCUUCAUCUGGUCCGUGGAGAUGGACGACUUCACAGGGAACGGCUGUGGACUCGGAAAGUAUCCACUGCUUAGACGGAUCUCCGAGAUAAUCCGUCCAGCCAAUGAGUUCCCGAAUGAACCGCCUAUUGAGAAGCCGUCACCAGUCACGGCUCCCCCUGCUUGGAAGCCACCGACCAGGAAGCCACCGACCAGGAAGCCCCGCCCAGAGGGUGUGUUCCCUUCAAUCAACCGCAUUGAACUUCCUGAUAACAUGCCCCUGACGUGUGCGGAGAAUGGAGCUGGAUUGUGGGCCGACGAAGAGGACUGCCACGGCUACUACUCGUGCACCGACUACAUGGGCUCGCGCAUGUCAUGUGGACCCUACAUGGCCUUUGACCCCGAGUCAAGCAACUGCGGGUACACGACAGAUAAAUGUCCGCCGAUGUAGCUGAAGUGCCAAGCUGAAUUGCGAAUACGUUCUAUGUGAAGAACGUAGCGAAUCAUGCGUAGAUACGUGGGAUCGUCGGGUUCAUAACGGAAACUGCGACUGCAUUUAUCUAUAUUGGUUGUGAAUAGUGUUUGAAAUAACUAUAACAUGUUACGACCCACAGACUGGUAGAUUUCCAAACCUACUUCCCCUCAACCGAUAUAUCUACACACAGUUAAACCUCGACAAUCUGGACUGUACCAUUUCAAUGGUAAUCAUCUAUAUUAUGUCUCAUCAAGAUUGACCGGUAGGCGGGGUGUCCGGAUUCACGAGAUGUCCCUGUACAUGUCGUCUCGAGAGUGAGCCAGCAGCUAACUGUUUCUUAACUGAUGCUCUGCUUAAGACCUUCAUCUUCUAUUUAUAUUUCAAUUGUGUAAAAGUUAAAAUUGAAUUCAGAAAAUGACCAAAUAUGUUAUUAAAGUGUGAGAAGUUGAAAAAUAUAUCACUGGACAGACUUGAUUGAUGACAUAAAUGAUAACUAUAGUCUGUCACAAAUAUUACUUGCAACGGGAUAACGGAGAAGUGUUGAAAGCUGGUUUCAUGUCAGUUGCGAAAGGAAAUGUGAAUUUUCAGACAUUUAGGUAAGAAGAAGUUAAGCUAACUAUUUAAGAACGAGUCGUAGUCAACACAUGUUUUUGUCUAAUUGUUUUGUAUUGCAUUGUUAACAUAAACAAAACGGCGAAAAAUGAUACUUGCUAUUCACAGCAAUUAGACAUCCAGCUGCAGUCCUGUUUUCGUACACCGCAUAAUUCCUUAUCAUCAAGCUCAUUUCACUUAUAUUUUAUAGAUGUGUGCAAAAUAACUUAUUUGUCAUAUUCAUUAACACAUUAAAGUUUUCAGUAGA